UUAACAAACCCUGCGGGUGCUGAGGAUGUACGGUGCCGUUUGAGACACAUUUCCCCAGAAAGAGAGGCUGGUGGGAAGAUUCCACUGAGCUGAGAGAAGCCCCCCAGAGCUGACCUUCUCCAGCCUCCAUUUGGCUGAAAUUUCACCUUUUCUUUUCUUUUGAAAGGGGAAGCUCAAAAGAAACAUGAUGCCCUGGGCUUUACAGAAGAAACGAGAAAUCCACAUGGCCAAGGCCCGUCGGAGACGAGCUGCGAGGUCUGCUCUCCCCGUGAGACUCACCAGCUGCAUCUUCCCGAGGCCGGUGACAAGGAUCAGGUCUCAUCCUGACAACCAGGUCAGACGCAGAAAAGGGGAGGAGCACCUGGAGAAGCCACAGCAACUCUGCGCCUACCGGAGAAUGCAGGCCCUGCAGCCCUGCAGCAGCCAAGGCGAAGGUUCGAGUCCACUGCAGUUGGAGAACGUCUUCAGUAUCCUCGCACCGGGGAUGGCCGGUGAAUCUCUGGACAGGGCUGGAGCUGAGCGUGUGCACAGGCUGCCCGAGUCCACCCCUGGGCAGUUUCCAGCUGUGGCAGGGGGGCCAACCCCAGGAGUGGGUUGUCAGCUCCCACCGCCCCUCUCGGGCCAACUGGUGACUCGUGCAGAUAUCCGGAGACAGACCAGGAGGGUGAAGAAAGCCAGGGAGAGAUUGGCCAGAGCCUUGCAGGCAGACGGGCUGGCCAGGCAGGCAGAAAUGCUGACGGGUGGAUGAACUGCAGGAGGAGGGGGCGCUGAGAAGCUGUUGGGGGUGUGGUCCCAGAGUUGGAUGCUGGUCCUCUUUCCUACUCUCAAUUGUUACACUUUGUACUUCCCCACCUGUUCUUUAUUAAAAGCAUUUGAAAGGCAA
Molecule: messenger RNA, 883 nt
Organism: Chlorocebus sabaeus (green monkey)
Lineage: Eukaryota; Metazoa; Chordata; Mammalia; Primates; Cercopithecidae
Product: putative methyl-CpG-binding domain protein 3-like 5
Source: RefSeq, a predicted model, not a curated record